This is a messenger RNA of Arabidopsis arenosa, 714 nucleotides long. The record is from the annotation of a GenBank genome assembly. NCBI's taxonomy places the organism in Eukaryota, Viridiplantae, Streptophyta, Magnoliopsida, Brassicales, Brassicaceae.
GUUCAAUCUUUCUCCGUCGUCUUCCUCUACUGGUUUUACAACGUUUCAUGAAUUGCUAAAACAUUCCCAAACGCUAAUUAUUUUUCCGACAGAUCAUUAAAUAAAAAACCAAACAUAAAAACAUAAAAAUCUGUCCUUUUUGUUUUGUCCUCUUGUAAUUUUCUUGUUAUAAAUCAAUGGCGUCAUCUAGCAGCACAUACCGGAGCUCGAGCUCUUCCGACGGUGGUAAUAAUAACCCGUCGGACUCCGUCGUCACCGUCGACGAACGAAAACGUAAAAGAAUGUUAUCAAACAGAGAAUCUGCACGUAGAUCAAGGAUGCGUAAACAGAAACAUGUUGAUGAUCUAACGGCUCAGAUCAAUCAGCUAUCAAACGACAACCGUCAGAUCUUGAACAGCCUCACCGUAACAUCUCAGCUUUACAUGAAGAUCCAAGCCGAGAACUCUGUUCUCACCGCUCAGAUGACGGAGCUUAGCACCAGACUCCAAUCUCUCAACGAGAUCGUUGAUCUUGUUCAAUCCAACGGUGCAGGAUUUGGUGUUGACCAGAUCGACGGCUGUGGUUUCGAUGAUCGUACGGUUGGGAUUGACGGAUAUUACGAUGAUAUGAAUAUGAUGAGUGGUGUUAAUCAUUGGGGUGGUUCGGUUUACACUAACCAACCCAUUAUGGCUAAUGAUAUCAAUAUGUAUUGAUUAAUAAAAAUUAAUUAAAUUA